UCGAACUACACAUAAAGACGAUUUUUUGUUAAGGAAAGACAUAUAGUGUGCGAGUGUUGCUAAAGACUUUCAAACUAUGCUACUUUUGUUUGUGUUCUACUUUGUGGAAGCUAUUGUUGCCUGUAUUCCAACCCAAGAGACGGAGCCAAUUACACCAUCAUGUUCUGCAUGCACUCCAAACUAUGACACUAGUUGUAUGGGAUAUAACAUGCCAUCGGCUAUUGAUUGGUGCGCUAUUGUUACGGUGCCAUACACAUUUACAGCCGGGACACCUGAUACAUGCACAGCAAAUCUACCAUGUCCUGCUGGAACCAAACCUCAAUUUGAUACUGGAUACGGAUUUGAAGAUGGCGCCAAUGGAGCUAUAACUUGUGAAGAAACAGGACCAAACAUGGGAAUAUGGAGUGCGACGGUCAUUGCUGGUGCAAGAGAUUUUACAAAUAUGAGAUGUCAAGUUAUAUAGGUUUACUUAUAAUAAAUGUUUUGCUGUA
Messenger RNA from Caenorhabditis elegans, 491 nucleotides. It is a transcript of the gene F46B3.7, whose product is annotated as DUF281 domain-containing protein. The record is from RefSeq and is marked reviewed. The transcript is spliced from 3 exons. Lineage: Eukaryota; Metazoa; Nematoda; Chromadorea; Rhabditida; Rhabditidae. The coding region runs from base 77 to 463 and encodes 128 amino acids.